AGCUCCGCCAGUCUAUCUACGCCUGCGAGUGCGCGUCAGUCCCUGACUGUCCGCGCCGAUGCCGGAGAAAGAUGGCGGUGGACGGGCCGGAGCAGAUGGAGAUGGAUGAAGGCAAAGGGGGGACUGGGCUCCGCCAGUACUACCUGUCCAAGAUCGAGGAGCUGCAGCUCAUUGUGAACGAGAAGAGCCAGAAUCUCCGCCGCCUGCAAGCGCAGAGGAACGAGCUGAAUGCCAAAGUGCGCCUGUUGCGGGAGGAGCUGCAGCUGCUGCAGGAGCAGGGCUCCUACGUCGGCGAGGUGGUGCGGGCCAUGGACAAGAAGAAGGUGCUUGUCAAGGUUCACCCAGAAGGGAAGUUUGUGGUGGAUGUUGAUAAAAACAUUGACAUCAAUGAUGUGACCCCGAACUGCCGCGUGGCGCUGAGGAACGACAGCUACACGCUCCACAAAAUCCUGCCCAACAAAGUGGACCCGCUGGUGUCCCUGAUGAUGGUGGAGAAGGUCCCAGACUCCACCUAUGAGAUGAUUGGCGGCUUGGACAAGCAGAUCAAGGAGAUCAAGGAAGUGAUCGAGCUGCCCGUCAAACACCCGGAGCUCUUCGAGGCCCUGGGGAUCGCCCAGCCCAAGGGUGUGCUGCUGUAUGGCCCUCCUGGCACCGGGAAGACCCUCCUCGCCAGGGCUGUGGCUCAUCACACGGAUUGCACCUUCAUCCGCGUCUCGGGCUCAGAACUGGUGCAGAAGUUCAUUGGCGAGGGUGCGCGCAUGGUGCGGGAGCUCUUUGUCAUGGCCAGGGAACACGCACCCUCCAUUAUCUUCAUGGAUGAGAUUGACUCCAUCGGCUCCUCGCGCCUGGAGGGCGGCUCCGGGGGGGACAGCGAGGUGCAGCGCACAAUGCUGGAGCUCCUCAACCAGCUCGAUGGCUUCGAGGCCACUAAGAAUAUUAAGGUGAUCAUGGCCACUAACCGGAUAGACAUCCUGGACUCUGCUCUGCUGCGCCCUGGCCGCAUUGACAGGAAGAUCGAGUUCCCGCCCCCAAAUGAAGAGGCUCGCCUGGACAUUCUCAAGAUCCACUCUCGGAAAAUGAACCUGACACGGGGGAUAAAUCUGCGUAAAAUUGCGGAGCUGAUGCCAGGAGCGUCGGGGGCUGAGGUGAAGGGGGUGUGCACGGAAGCCGGCAUGUACGCCCUGCGCGAGAGGAGGGUGCAUGUUACACAGGAAGAUUUUGAAAUGGCCGUAGCCAAGGUGAUGCAGAAGGACAGUGAGAAGAACAUGUCCAUCAAGAAGCUCUGGAAGUAACUGGGGGAGCCUGACCCCAUUGUGCUGCUGGGUCUUGGCCCCUCACCUUUUCCUUAAUAAAGCUCUGUGCUGGCUGAGUUA
Chelonoidis abingdonii (Abingdon island giant tortoise) is the source of this 1373-nucleotide messenger RNA. It is a transcript of the gene PSMC5, whose product is annotated as proteasome 26S subunit, ATPase 5. Lineage: Eukaryota; Metazoa; Chordata; Testudines; Testudinidae. Gene Ontology annotation, molecular function: ATP hydrolysis activity; ATP binding. The record is from RefSeq and is a predicted model, not a curated record.